Molecule: messenger RNA, 3019 nt
Organism: Paramecium pentaurelia
Lineage: Eukaryota; Ciliophora; Oligohymenophorea; Peniculida; Parameciidae
Source: the annotation of a GenBank genome assembly
AAUGAUGCAAGAACAAGAAUAUGAUUAUACAGUUUAACAUACUGAGGCAAUCUAAUUAUAUGUACAUUAGUAAAUGAAAGACCCUAAUGAGGAAUAUGUAAAAUUGCUAAUUAAAUAAUUAAUUAGAGUAGAUAGUGUAAGAAGAGAAAGCCAAAUGAAUUAAUGCUUUACAAAGAUUUAAGUGAUCGAAAUCCAUUACUUACUAUUUAUAGAGCUGUUUCAUAUGAUGGUAAAUUGUUUUUAAUUUAAAUCCAGAGCCUGAUAAACAAAUUACAAUCAAUAAAAUUAUAUAGUGGUUACAGAAUCAAUAGAAAACGAUAUUACAAAGAUCUGAAAAGGAUAAGCUUAGUGAAAAGAGCUUCCUUAAACAUAUUUUAACUUAACUAUGUGAAAAAUAAUAAUAAGAGUCUAAGCCUAAUCCUAAUCCUAAUCCUUAAGAAUUUAUUGCAAUGAAUUAAACAUUUGUUCAUUAUAUAAAUGAAGCAGUUGAAAAAUAAAGUGAAGGUUAUGUCAAUAAUAUCCUUAUGAUGGUCUAGCCAAAUAUUAAAAAAUUUUAAAACAACAAUCUAAAUUACUUUGCUUAAGCUGUAGCACAUUAAAUGAAACAAUCAAAGAAAGGUUUUUAUUUAAAUCCUAAUUCUAGCAUAAAUUCCAACAGAGUCCCCUUUCAGAAGUAAUAAAGUGAUAUUUAUUAAUUUAACUGGCAAGGAGAGUCUAUAAAACUUGGAGUCUUGGUAAUCAUAUAUAGAAAAAUCUGAUGAAUUUGUUUAUUUCUCAUUUAUCAAAGUACAAGGAGAAGAAAAGAAUGACAUAGAGAAUUAAUUUAAUGAUUAUUCAAACUAUUUUAAAUAAAUGGAAUAGGCGAAUUUUAAUUAUUAUUUAUUACCAUAUGUUUGUCCUUAAAGUUAAGAUUAAAACAAUACUAAUAUCUUACAUGGAUAACUUGUGAAAGCAUUUUUUUAAAAUUUUAUGCAUAAUAGAAUUGAGAGAUUCUCUCAUAAAGGCUAUAUAGCUUUAAGCUUAUCCUUAUCAGAUGAUAUUGAAUAUGAUCCAUUCACAAUCAGAUUUUUGAUCAAUAAUCUAACAAAAUUGAGUAAUGAUAAGUUAAUGAUUCAUAUUAACAUUGAAAUUCCAGAAGAAGACAGCACUUAUGAAAAGAGAUUAACAUAAUUAAUGAAUCUCUGUUAUUCUUCAUUUUCAGAAUAAAAUAUUUCAAUUUAAAAAUUAAUUCCUUAAGAUAAAAUUGUAUUAAGUGAAUUAAUAGAUCGUCUAAAAAAGAUAUAUCGUUAUCUUAAUCUAGAAAAUUAAUAUAAAUCAAUCUAAUAUUGUAAUAUUGCAAUAUAAAAUUUAAAAUAAGAAAUUAAUAGAAUCAAAGAAAAUCCUAUUUAAUAUCCAUUAGCCAAUUUGUACUGUAUCUUUUACAAGAGAAACUCUGAAUAAUAUUUAAUCAUACGUCCUGAGUUGGAAAAUGACGAUCAAAUAACACCUUUUACAUAAAUAAUUAUAAAUUAUUAGGAUGAUAUUAUAAUCUUAUAUUAAGAUGGAGAAAAAAAGUUUUUGUAUUUUCUUCAAUUUAAUAAUUCAUACUUUAACAAAAAGAAUCUCAUAGAGAAAAUUAAAUUGUAAUUUAUUAAUAUCUAAAUUUAGCAAAAAUCUAACCAAUUUUUUAGAAUCUGCUAACAUCGCAAAUCAAAUUGUAUUUUAUUUUAAUUAAUAAAUAUAUGUAUUCUAUGGAUAAUAAUAAAACAAUUUUAAUUUGGCAGGUUAAAGAAUUAACAUCCUAUAAAUGCAAUCUACUCCUUUAACAUUUACUAAUUAAGAUAAAUUUUAAGGGAAUUUCCAUUCAAAAAUUGCAAUUUAAAAAUUAGGAAAUGAAUAAUUAAUAGAUAAAUUGAAAAGCAGAAUAUCACCAACUGUUUGCAUUGACAAUUAUAAAGAUCAAAUUUUAAAGAUUGUUUUAUUUGGAGGAGAAAAUAUUGAGUAAAAUUAUUAAUUAUAUCAUCUAGUACUCCUUAAAUAAUGAAUUUAAUAGAAUAUAUGGAAAUUAGGGAUUAAUAAUUUACUACUGGUAUUUUAGAUAAAAGCAAUUUAUUUAAAGAUAUAUCUUUUAAACCAUUUCCAGGUCAAACUAUACUGAGUACUAAUUAUCAAAAUGAUAUUUUAUAUUUAAUAUUACCUGGAAAUGAUACUCUCAGAAAAAAAAGUUUAAAUCAUCCAAUUAACACUUUAUUCCAUAAAAAUGCUUUAUUAAUGAAAAAAGGAUGCUUAGAUUACUCACUCUCUAAUAUUCCCAUUAAUUAUUAUGGUGAUAUAUCUUAUGGAUUAAAUUUCAUUUCUAAUAGUUAAUAGAACUCUUAACUUAUAUUUUUAGAUGAUAUUUUAGCUAUCUGGAGAGUGAUAUAUACAUAAACAAUGAAAAUAGAAUCAAUUUAGAAGCUUAAAUUAGAUUUUUCUUAAGCAUGGGGAUCUAAAUGUGCAAACACUGAAUUUUCACAUAAAAAAGAGAAGUUAUUUAAAGAAUAAUAUCAUGAUAUAGAAAUGAUUUUAGCCUACCUUAUAGAAAUUUAAAAAGAAAUAAGUGAAGGUGAUGUUAUAGAAUUGAUUGAUAAAAAAAAUAAAUUUGAUAAAUCAAAAGAAAAAUCCGAAUUAAAUAUAUACAAUUAGGAUGAAUAGAUUAAGUAAAAAGAUUAUUUCAAAUAAAAACUUGAUUAGGGAUAAUUAUUUGAUUUAUCAGGUAAUCCUUUUAACUAGAGGGAUAAAAUGCAAGAAGAAAAAGGAAAUCUAAAUGAACAAUAAUAAAAUCCACCAGAGUUUUUCAAAUCAAAUUUAUUAGAUAUAUAUGAUGGAGAUAAUAAAUAAUUGUAUUAAAUAGCAUAUGAGAAUUAUCUUUAUUUGGAUCUGUAAACUAAAUAAUUAUCAGUCAAAUAAUUUACAUAUUUAAUUGGAGAUGCUUUAAGUCUGCCUCAAAUUGAUAUAACCAAUUUAUUGUAAGUAAUAAAAAUUCAAAAAAUGAUAUGAG